AUGAAUUCGCUUUUUGAUGCGCUCCCGGAAGCACCGAACAGUCCAGAUCCACUUGAUUCACCUAUCGCUUCAUCCAUACUAAAGGGUGCUAAGGAGUACAACAAAAAAAACGAUCUAUGGAACAAGACCGUUGCAGCGAGAGCAGAUCGAGAGCAGAUGCUUUUGAAGGCUACGCAAGCAGUUUUCGACGAUACUGUAUUAACAAAGUCCGUUCCAAGAUAUCCAACGGAUCUCUGGGCUGGUUAUGGCUUCAGCUGUUCUCUUCCUGCUGACCUAUUGAAAGGGAUUCUGGAUUUACCUGAGGAGACCAAUGUCCCCGAGGGCAGACCGAUUUUGGGAAGGGAUGCUAAAACGCCUCCAAGAGGAUUGUGUGCAGUUCGUGAAGAGGACGAGCUGUCUGAAUUUUCUGGUUCAUUUAGCAGCAACUCAAUGAAUUCUGCCAAUCGUGCCUUUGAAAGGAAGAAUCGAUCUGGCCUGACUAAAUUGUGCGUGACCUCUAAAUGCAUACUUCUUUCAGCAUUUUCCGCUUCUACUUCAAUAUUUGACUCCUCACCUAUUGUUUCGGAAUUUACUUGGGACAUUCAAGUGUUCGUAGAUCCGGCGAUGGUCCUUGCACAGCUUGGAUGCAGCGAGUACAUGACG
Molecule: messenger RNA, 642 nt
Organism: Strongylus vulgaris
Lineage: Eukaryota; Metazoa; Nematoda; Chromadorea; Rhabditida; Strongylidae
Source: the annotation of a GenBank genome assembly